Messenger RNA from Culicoides brevitarsis, 3925 nucleotides. It is a transcript of the gene stj, whose product is annotated as voltage-dependent calcium channel subunit alpha-2/delta-3. Gene Ontology annotation, molecular function: voltage-gated calcium channel activity. The record is from RefSeq and is a predicted model, not a curated record. The transcript is spliced from 21 exons. NCBI's taxonomy places the organism in Eukaryota, Metazoa, Arthropoda, Insecta, Diptera, Ceratopogonidae. Gene Ontology annotation, cellular component: voltage-gated calcium channel complex.
UGAAUUUGAAAUUUGGAUAUUUUCAUGAAAAAUGGUCCAAAUCAAGUGUUUUAGUAGUUUAUUAGUUUUUCUGACUGUGUUCUUAGUUUAUUUCACAAAAAAUAUCGUCGUUUCCGUUGCCGAACAGAAAAUUAGGAAUAAUUUAGUGAAAUCAUGGAGUGAAAAGAUCGCGUUCGAGCUGUGGAACGUCGGGAGUUUCAUCACGAAGCGCGACGAAGUGAUAAAGAGUUAUGAGAAGUCACAAAUAGUGCCCCGGAAGGGGGAACAAAUAGUAGAAGAUAUAGCGAAAGAGCUAAAAAACAUGUUUGAAGCGAAAGUUAGUGCGAUAAAGCGAACAAUGGAUGCUGCCGAGAACAAAGCACUGUCCGACGACGAUAUCGAAGUCGAUGACGACUACGUGUACUACAGUUCCAAGGAAAUGGUCGAAAUUCCCGAAUUCGGGGGACCAAUUGGCUCCACGGAGCCGCCCGUCUUCAGCGAAAUCGACGAACUGAAGCCCCGGAAGCGGGAACAGAAGCAAAUUGUCCUCACGCCAAACAAAAAGUUCAGCAACGAGCCUGUGAAUACGUCGCUGAGCUCGGUGCAUGUGCCGACAAAUGUCUACGAUCGCGCGCCCGAAGUCAUCAAGGCCAUCAAGUGGUCCGAGGAGCUCGACAGCAUCUUUGCCAACAAUUAUGCCAUCGAUCCGUCGUUGUCGUGGCAGUAUUUCGCCAGUUCGACGGGGUUUCUGCGACAAUUUCCCGCCGCCAAAUGGGAAUCGAACCCCGUGGAUUUGUAUGAUGCGCGGCUGAGGACGUGGUAUAUUGAGGCGGCGAAUAGCCCGAAGGAUAUCAUUAUUUUGAUGGAUAAUUCGGGCAGUAUGACGGGACAGAGGAAGGAUAUUGCGAGACAUGUCGUGGAAAAUAUCCUCGAGACACUGAGUCCGAAUGAUUAUGUGAAUGUGCUGUUGUUCAAUGAGACUGUGGAGGAAGUUGUGCCGUGUUUUAGGGAUACACUCGUUCAGGCCAACAUGCUUAACAUCGGCGAAUUCAAGCUACACUUGGAAAAUAUCGAAACAAAAGCCAAUGCCAACUUUUCAGCUGCCCUCACGAAAGCCUUCGAGAUGCUGCAAAACCACAAAGAAAGCGGGCUCGGUGCCCAGUGCAACCAAGCCAUCAUGUUAGUGUCCGACGGUGUCCCCUUCUUCCAUAAAGAUGUCUUUGAAGCCUUCAAUUGGAACGAAAAGCCCUACAUCCCGGUUCGCAUGUUCACAUAUUUAAUCGGAAAGGAAGUCGCCGACGUGGAAAAGGUCAAAUGGAUGGCUUGCGAGAACUUGGGUUACUACGUGCAUUUAUCGACAUUGGCUGAAGUGCGGGAACAAGUUUUAAAUUACAUUCAAGUACUCGCGAGACCUUUAGUGCUCAACAAAACUGAACAUCCAGUGAUUUUUUCGCAAGUUUAUGCGGAUGUUGUGGACCCAAAAAUGACGGAUUACGAAUGGGAAAUCGAAGAAAGGACCGAACAGAAAGAAAUUUAUCGCCCGCGAUUGAGCGAAACGCCGUACGAAUUGAAAAAUGUCAAACGAUGGUGGACAAGAAAGGGCAUCAUGCCGGACCAAACAAGUUCCAAAUAUAACUUUAUGAUAACAAUUUCGAUGCCAGUUUUCGACAGAAGAGAAAAUGCGAACUUAACUGAAGACGUACUGGUAAACGAAGCUUAUUGGGUAACAAUUACGAAAGAGACUCGCAUAGCAAAUUUGCUGGGAGUUGCUGCAACGGACAUCCUUGUCAAGGAAAUUCAAAAGCUAAUGAUGCCUUUUGUGUUGGGAGUCCAUGGAUACGCUUUUCUAGUCACUAAUAACGGAUAUAUCAUUGGACAUCCGGAUCACAGACCAAUUUUCAGGGAUAUCUUGAAACCUGCCUAUAAUGAUAUAGAUUUUACGGAAGUUGAAAUAAUGGAUGAUGACAAGCCGAUACGACAAUUUUCGCCGUUUUUGUUGAAUACACGAGAUAUGAUUGUCAACCAAUCAACUGGUAGCAAAUACAUGUUCGUAAAAUAUCAUCAUGAUUACAUGCGACGAGUAUCUCGUACAAAACGGCAUUAUUAUUGGACAAAAAUUGAGGAUACGCCAUACACGCUUGUCGUGACGUAUCCCAAUUCGCAUGGAUAUCGCAUUCAAACACGCAUUGAAGACGAAAUCCAUCGAAAUAUUCAUUCGAAGGUCGAUAUUCUGAGUUUUUUCAGUGGCAGAAAUUGGAGAAUCCAUCCAGACUGGCUGUAUUGCAAACAUAGCACAGAGGUGCACGAUACGCCAGAAAAGGAAUUGGAAUAUUUCCUGCGUCGCAUGAACAAACCUGGAUGGAAAUGGCCACUUAGUAAGACGCCAAUUCCACCGGAAUAUGCCGUCUUUGUAGCUCAGAAUAAAAGUACUACGGACAAGGAUCGAUAUUAUUGUGAUCGUGCCUUGAUGCAAUCCUUAGUAAAUGACGCCAAAAUUACGCAAUUCUUUAGUAAAAAUUUCACUAGCAUGGAUAAAGGGUAAGGAUCUCCAAGCCCCAUUGCAGUUUUAAUGGGUUUGCUUCCAAGAGAUGAAUUCAAGACACGUUUUGGAAUAACAGUCGCCUUCAUCGCCACCCACAGUGGAUUGACGAGAUGGCAGGAGUUCACCAACAAUCACGUGAAUGACGUUUUAACGGGAUCGGAGUUCAGCGAACAGAAUAUUCGAUCGAUUGAUGAAAUUUGGUAUAAGAGAGCUGUUGAGCAACAUUUCAUUGAAAAUGAGAGUUUUGUGUAUUCCGUGCCGUUUGCCAAUUCGUACGGCGAUGAGACAGAAACUCUUGUAACUGCCAGUCAUGCAAUUUUUGUAACGGAAAAGAAUAAAUCGGCACCAGCGGCUGUCGUUGGUUACCAAUUCCAGUUGGAAGCGUUGGAUAAGUUGUUUAAAAAUAUCACAAAUAAUUGCCAACAAGAGCAACGCGACGAAAUCGAUUGCUACAUAAUCGACAAUAACGGCUACGUUUUGAUAAGUCCGCGUCUCGAAAGUACCGGACGCUUCUUCGGUGAGGUGCGUGGCGACAUUAUGCAACGCCUCAUCGACGAAGGCAUCUACAAACGCGUCGUUAUCUAUGACUAUCAAGCUGUUUGUUUCCAAGAGAGAGGCGGCAAUAACAACAAGGGAGUUUCUUUGAAAUCCGUCUUUGGACUUGCGAGCAUUUCAAAGUUAUUCUCCUAUCUGCUGCUUUACUUGUCGUCUUUCAUACGCACUGUGGUAACGGACACCUUUGAGAAUCUCGGCCAGCUGGGUCCCGAGGAGUACGAGUAUGAGUUCACCGAGCCGACAGAGUCGACGGAGAACAAUAGUAAAGAUAAGGAACAAAAAUUAUAUAAAUUAUUUAGCAUUAGAAAAACUAAGCCUCAACCCUGUGAUCAAACGCUAAAUUUAUAUCAGUUAAAUGUCGAUAAGCACGACAAGGUCUUCAAUAAUGACUCGAAUAACUGCGAACGACCUUUCGCCAUCACACCGAUAACGGGAACGAAUCUCCUCUUAUUGGUCAUUGACAGACUUUGUCCGUACAACACGUUUUAUCUCACGACAGAUCCCGAAGAUCAAGAAUAUGGCAACUACUCGUUGGCAUGUCUCAAGAACGAGGAUAGUUGCUUCCGAAAGAGACCCGCAAAGUGUAUUGAUCGUCAUGAGAAUGAGACGUUGAUAACUUUGUGUGGCGACGCACGAUCGAGCGCCCUCAUCAACAUUCUAGUCCAUAUUUUAUGUAUAAUGUUCCUUUACAUAAGUUAGCCAUAGACUUUUCAAGCGUAAUUCACCAGAUUUUGUAAAUUUAUUGCUAACACAAUUUAUUAAUACAACAAAAAAAACUUCUUAUUACCUUUUUGUAAUAAAACUAAAGAACAAAUUUAAACUGUUUGAUUAUUAUAAAUAAUACUUUUA